UUAGUCUAAUCUGAGCCGAGUCGCGUUCGUUUAUGCUCCCUUAACCCGAUUAAUUUUUUUCUUCAUAUUAACACACCUGCCUUUGCGGUUUCUCUCACAGCCGGGACCAUGGUUGUCGUGUGAAAACGGAUCGGUGUGACUCGGAUUGGAAGGACAGAGCCAACAGCAAAAAAAAAUCCUGUUUCAGGCCCCUGUGGCUCUGGGCGCAGCUGCACAGCCUGCACCUCCUGCUGCGCUGAUCACCAGUAUUUGUUCAUGAUCGAGGCAGAUGUGACUUUCCACUGUAUGUGACCCUGAGGGAAUAAAAGGUGUCAGCUGGUAAAGUGUGAGUGUGUGUGCGAGAGAGAGAGAGAGAGAGAGUGUGUGUGUGUGUGUGUGCAGGCACGUGUGUUUUCCCAGGCCUGUCAGUAUUUGGAGCGGCGUGUGGCCUGAACAAAUCAUAGAAGGACAAUGAGCGAGCUGGAACAGUUGCGGCAGGAAGCCGAACAACUACGCAAUCAGAUCCGGGAUGCCAGGAAAGCCUGUAGUGACUCCACUCUGUCACAGAUCACAGCUGGUCUGGACUCAGUGGGCCGGAUACAGAUGCGAACGCGACGCACUCUCAGGGGCCACCUGGCCAAGAUCUAUGCAAUGCACUGGGGGAGCGACUCCAGAUUACUUGUUAGUGCCUCGCAAGAUGGAAAGCUGAUCAUCUGGGACAGCUACACCACAAAUAAGAUGCAUGCCAUCCCGCUGCGUUCUUCCUGGGUGAUGACGUGCGCCUACGCCCCCUCUGGGAACUAUGUGGCCUGUGGAGGCCUGGACAACAUCUGCUCUAUAUACAGCCUGAAGACCCGAGAGGGCAACGUGCGCGUCACCCGAGAGCUACCCGGACACACAGGUUACUUGUCCUGCUGUCGUUUCUUGGAUGACAACCAGAUACUGACCAGCUCCGGAGACACCACCUGUGCAUUGUGGGACAUAGAGACGGGCCAGCAGGCCAUCACCUUCACCGGCCACACAGGCGAUGUGAUGAGUUUGUCUCUGAGCCCGGACUUAAAGACCUUUGUGUCCGGAGCUUGUGACGCCACCUCCAAGCUGUGGGACAUUCGUGAUGGCAUGUGCAGACAGUCCUUCGCCGGCCAUGUGUCCGACAUCAACGCCGUCACUUUUUUCCCCAAUGGAAAUGCCUUUGGCACGGGCUCAGACGACGCCACCUGCAGGCUGUUUGACCUGCGUGCCGACCAGGAGCUGAUGAUGUACAGCCAUGACACCAUCAUCUGCGGCAUCACCUCUGUGUCCUUCUCCAAGAGUGGCCGCCUGCUCCUGGCCGGCUACGAUGACUUCAACUGCAACGUCUGGGACACUCUGAAAGGCGAACGUGCAGGUGUCCUAGCUGGCCACGACAACAGAGUAAGCUGCUUAGGGGUGACGGAAGAUGGCAUGGCCGUGGCCACCGGCUCUUGGGACAGUUUCCUGCGGAUCUGGAACUAAACAAAUCUCUUCCUUGUUGUACUCGAUCACUGCCCUCCAACUUGCUCCCCGCAACCCCACCCCACAUAUCCCAACUCAUCUGCUGGGCUGGACCUGAGGGGUGCACUCUGGCAGCCGAAAUCCUCUCAACUCACCCCCGAGUUCUCCUCACUGCUGGUGACCUGCCCGCCUGUGAGAAAGUACCAACUAUUUCUACCUGUCCAAGUGACGUAUUUUUCACCCAGCCAUCACACAGAAACAUAAUUAAGAACCUUUCAGUAGAAUUGUCCAAUCAGAAAUAAAGAAAGAGAUGAGUUAAGAAAAACUGAAAAAGAUAUCGCCCCUCUACCAAUUCUCUUCUAGGCCGCGAUGAAGAGAAUCUUUUACCGUGACAAACAACAAACUAGAUGAGUGUCUGUGUGUAAUAUGUAAAUGUAUAUAUGUAUAGCAUUAUGUGUGUAUAUAUGCAUAAUAUAUGCAUAUAUAAUGUCUAUGUAUAUAUUUUUGUAGUUUAUUUCCCACCCUUGGAGAUUUUCUUUUUAUGAUUUUGAGGAGUUUAUGUUUUAUUUCUACUGUAUAUAUUCACAUUACUACUUGCCAGAAACACGUAUUUUAUCCUGUGUGAGUACCAGAUUGAGUGUCCGACAAUUUAGCCACAGUAACGUAUCAUAAUUUAACCUAAAAAGCCUCCUUUCAUUUUUAUAAUAUUUCUGUUAAAUAAAGCCCACUUCUCCAGCAACGAGAGAAGAUUUAGCAAAUACACAAAAACAAUUUCCAAAAAUAUACUUUGGCCCAGCUAAACUCACCUUCCUCAUCUGUAUCUGUGUAUUAUUGUACAGGCUGCAAACGCAUUUCAUGCAUCCCGAAUCUGAAAAUCCAAGUGAAUGACAACACGGCCCAUGGCAUUCCUCACCAGUCUUUUAUUAGAGUGAUUAAUGAUUAGAGAGCACGCUUCAAAACCAACACGGGAUGUUUUUAGUCUGGAUUCAUGAGGUUUCCGUUCCAAAGUGGAAACGUGAAUUUUAAGCUAAGAUAGAAAACUAUUUAACUGGAGGCCCUGCCUUGACCUCUACUUAUGGAUUGUGGUUUCAAAUCCUCAGAUGCGGAAUAUCUGAAAACCACAUAAAUUCCAUGCAAACAGCUGUGUGAUAUGAUCGAUAACCCAACAGUCUUAAAUAAUGGCUUUGCAUCAUAUCACCCGUCAGCUGUGGCCUAUAGAAUCUACUUUUUGAGACGAGCAUGUCGAGUUGCCCGUACAAAUGACACUGAUGGAGAGAAGGGCGUCGCAAAGAGAGAUGUGUUCUCCUCAAGCAGAAGCCGUCUUCUACCUGUGAGCCUGUCAUGGUGCUGAGGCCUGUCAGGACAAAUGGUAGAGCGGCCUGUCGUUGCGCGAGGACAUUUAAAGGACCAUACAAGACAGCAGUGACUCUGUAAGAGGCCUGAGGACUCGAGAAAAGAUGUCCGUCAGAUCUCGCCAUGUCAUUUGUAUCUUCUUUUUUUUUCUUCUUCUCAAAGCGAAGGAUCAAUGAGUCCUCUUCGUCGUCAAGGUGUGAACCGAGCGACUGCAUGGAGCUGAAAUCAUGUUCGCUGCUCCAAAAUCACACCGGUGCCACCACAAGCUUUUUAUUAAAUGUCUUUUUUUUUUUUUUAAGUGUUUUAACACUUUCUUUUUUUCAGCACCAAAAACAUGUUAUGAACUUUUAAAUAUUGCUUGUGAAGAAAGUACACUUGGUAGACAGAAAUGUUCACUUAGUAGAGAGCUAGACAUGCACUAACACACUGUAGUACAAAUGUAAAACAUUGAACACAUGUGACUUAUUUACUCAUAGAAGUGCUGUCUGAUUUUGAGUAUUUUCUCAUCGCACAUCUUCCAUUACUUUGGUUCCUCUAAAGGCUUAAUUAAAAAAGAAAAUACACAAUGUAUGUGAGUUGGACCUAUCCAUCGGCUGUUUCGGGUGCCUAUCUGAAUAUAUACAUUUGACCCACAUGGGCUGGAUAAAGGAGGGUUUGUGCUCCUGUGAGAUGUGGCACUAUUGUCUCCAUUCUGCCUUACGAUACCAUUCAUAAUAGAAGGUAAUACUAGCAUCGACAAAAGUUUUUUAAAAAUCCUCUUACUAUUCCUUUUUACACAUUGAUCAAUAAGAGAGAUUGCAUUUUUUCUUCUUCAAUAGAAGCACAUUCUGAUACUCGUGAACACUAAAAAGCAUGCUUACAGAAAACCACGCAAGCACAUGCAGCGCCAUCCUGCUUCUUAAAGAUUUUAUACUAUUCUGCUUUCUACGACUACCACCGCACACUACCACUGUAGUAUUUAUUUAGGUUCAAUCGGCGACAAUGAAACCCCUCUGGCCUACCGUGAUUCUAGUUACCUUUUUACGUUCUUAAAUUUUUAGCUGCUUCUACCUGGCUUUGCAUUAAUUGAUCCAUUUUGAGAGAAUGUUAAAAAUAACAGUUAUAGUUUUUAGUCUGAGAAUAUCUUUGAGGUGUGUAGGAUGUGAUAUGCAUUUCAUAUCAGUGUGUGUGGGGGGGAGGGGGAUGAGGAGGGGUUGUUUGCUGAUGUAUGAGGGUAACAUAUAGAUCUAAGUGUUACUUCCUUAUUUGUGCCAAUGUUAUCCACAGACUCUGAGCUGUGAACUGAAAACUAGUCAGUGACAAAAAAUAGAAGAAGAAAAAAAAAGUUUGCUCACUACUCAAGUGCCAGCUUUCUCCAUAUCAUCAAUUAAAGUCGCAUCAGUUUGAUUUUAUACCCAGUCUGUCUGACCAAACCGGUGUACUGCUUAUAUCUGAAGAUGGUUGUUUGUUUUAAGUUAAAAUUUCUUUUUAGACUGAAGUCAGUCAGCAAACGUCAGAUGUCCAUGUGUCCCCAGAUAAAGAUGAAAUGUAUUUAAAGGAAUAGUCUGACAUUUUGGGAAGUGUUUGCUUUCUGGCAGUUAAGUCGAGUCGCGUCACACUCGUGUCUGUCUGUUUGAAUAUUAGGCCUCAACCAGCAGCCUGUUAGCUUAGCACAAAGACUGCCUAGCUCUGCCUGAAGCCCACUAAUGGUCAAUUCUUAUUUGUGAAACAAAAACUGCCAAUUAUGUCUGUUGCCUGGCAACUGGUCAGGCACACAGCCCACCCUGUGAAUGGUGAAUAAGUAUUUGUACACGUUUUUGUACAUAUUCACUGGGACAUUUGGGUGCGAGAGACGCGGCUAGGCAGACGUUGUUGCUCGCGGCCAGCCAUGCUAGGUGUUCUCCUCCCUUUCCACUCUUUAUGCUAAGCUAGCUGGCAGCAGCCUUUAUGUUAUUUGCUAAUGGACAGAAAUGAAAGUGGCAUCUUCCCCAAUGCUCCUCCAGAAGCGAAAUAAGCAUGUUUUCCCAAAAUGCUAAACUAUUCAAAUAAUAACCACCCUGUUAUUUUAGGACAUUAUGAGCUGUGUAAAAGUGGAAGAAGAAAAAAUGUACACCAUUGCCCUUAGUAGCUGAAAAUGGGAUUGUUUAUUUCAGACAGUGAUGUGCAGCAGGCAACCAUUUCCUCGCUGUGUAAUUCAGCAGUAUUCGCAGCUGGAACCUGGAAUAGUAACACUUCCACGUGCCUGAGCAGUUCACUCACUAAUCAAACAGGUGCUUGACUUCAUUUACUUUCACAUUAUGUUGUAUUUGCCUGAAGUCUCCUCCAGUUUAUUCUUUUAACUAUACAACUGAUUUGGAGCUGUUGACUCAACUUCUGUGGCGUUACGAAAUGUCGACAUUUGCUGCAUUUCCAGUAUUGUCUCAAGUACCAAGAUCUGUGACUUCUUUAAAUCCUUGGAGUUUGUUUGGCAGUAGUUUUUUUUUCUUCUCUCUUUUAGUUGGCGCUCGGUGUAAGUCGCCAUUCGCCACCCACAGUGCCAACGUUUAACUUCAAAGAGCAGAUGUGAAAAUGUUGCUUGCUGCUGCUGCACAAGUUCAGGCAGUAUUUUGAUGGCCGCGUUUGCACGAUUCUCCUAAUUGAAUAUCUUGAUGUAAGAAAUGGAAAGUUGCUGGUUCAAUGACACCCGGCCACUUGUAUUGAUUGUCACAUGAUCACCACCACAGCACCAUCACAACAUGAUGCACUGCCCUACAACCUACUGUUCUGAUGUUUUGAUUUUAUUUAUUGUUUUAAGCCAGUAAAGACCAGGGACUUGGUGCCAUGAUAAUUCAGUGCUGUUGUGUGAAUUUAUAAUCACUUGUUAUGGAAUAAUUUUUAUAGUCUUUUUCACACCAGACCUUUUUUUUGUAUUUGUACAGUGGCUUGGUGAUACUGAUAUGUUGCCAUGAGUUAUUGUAACCAAUAAAAAGCUUCUAACCAAGAAUACAAA
Pseudoliparis swirei is the source of this 5773-nucleotide messenger RNA. Its product is annotated as guanine nucleotide-binding protein subunit beta-4. Gene Ontology annotation, molecular function: protein binding; signaling receptor complex adaptor activity. Bases 451 to 1473 code for a protein of 340 amino acids. Lineage: Eukaryota; Metazoa; Chordata; Actinopteri; Perciformes; Liparidae. The record is from RefSeq and is a predicted model, not a curated record. The transcript has 11 exons. Gene Ontology annotation, cellular component: heterotrimeric G-protein complex; cytoplasm. Gene Ontology annotation, biological process: G protein-coupled receptor signaling pathway.